AUGAUUAUGGCCCCAGCUCUAGCCUGGGCCGCCUUGUGGCACGCUUCCACAGCGUUACCUGUCAACGCGUUUGGCACCUCUGAUAGUACCUUCUUCUCGGUCGAGCCAGCCCCCCUGCUCCUCGUGGCCUGGGCCAGCACCCUCCCCGCCGACGACUCUCCCCUCGUAGCCGCGCGGUACUGCUGCGAGUGCGACAAGAUCUACAACUGCUGGGACGGCCCCUUCGUGCCGCACGGGGGCAUGCCGAACGACGAGGCCCCUCACUGGCCCAAUUUCGACUGCCCCAGCUACGUCAGCGACCAGGACCACUACUGCAAGCACAGGCCCCGCCGGGGCUGCGCGUGCAGCCUGCUCAAUAGCGAGCAGGUCGACGUGGUCAAGAUCGCGCCGCCCGGGGGUCCCCUCGGUGCGGCCGUGACGGCCACGGAGCGGGUCGACGAGGAGAUCCGGAAGGCUCUGGCCCGGGAGGCUGCGGAGGCCGAGGGUGUUGCCGAGGAAGCCGCUGAGGAAGCCAAGGAUGAUGGCAAGGCUAGUGGCGAGGGUGCUGCCGAGGGUGAGGAGACCAAGAGCGAGCCCAAGAAGAGCGAGGUCCAGAGGACUGCCGAGGAGUGGAUGGAGCUCAAGGGGGAGUUGCUUGAGUAUCUCAGGCUCUGGGGAGCUUGA
Messenger RNA from Thyridium curvatum, 663 nucleotides. RefSeq lists its product as uncharacterized. Lineage: Eukaryota; Fungi; Ascomycota; Sordariomycetes; Thyridiales; Thyridiaceae. The transcript is spliced from 2 exons. The record is from RefSeq and is a predicted model, not a curated record. Bases 1 to 663 code for a protein of 220 amino acids.